Molecule: messenger RNA, 1474 nt
Organism: Monosiga brevicollis MX1
Lineage: Eukaryota; Choanoflagellata; Craspedida; Salpingoecidae
Exons: 6
Coding region: 72-1229 (385 amino acids)
Biological process (GO): L-tyrosine catabolic process
Molecular function (GO): 4-hydroxyphenylpyruvate dioxygenase activity
Source: RefSeq, a predicted model, not a curated record
GCACCUGCCAGUCGAUACUUGUGAUUCCUUUCCUCUCUCUCUCUCUCUCUCUCUCUCGUUCAACCUCGAUCAUGACUUCAUACGCUGACAAGGGUGAAAAGCCGGCCGAGGGCCGCUACCUCGGCUUUGACCACUGCACCUUCUGGGUCGGCAAUGCCAAGCAAGCUGCUGACUAUUACUGCACGCGCAUGGGCUUCUCGUCCAUCGCCUACAAGGGUCUGGAGACGGGCUCGCGCGAGGUCGUGUCGCAUGUUGUAUGCCAAAACAAGAUCAUCUUCAACUUCCAGUCGGCCCUGAACCCUGGCAACGAGGAAAUGGGCGCUCAUUUGGUCAAGCACGGCGAUGGUGUGAAGGACGUCGCAUUCUCCGUCGAGGACUGCCGCGCCAUCUACAAGCGCGCCAUCGAGCGGGGCGCCAAGAGCGUCCAGGAGCCCUGGGAGGAGAGCGACGACAAGGGCACGGUUGUUUUCGCCAAGGUGCAAACCUACGGUGACACCACCCACACCUUUGUGGAGCGUACCAACUGGUCUGGCGAUGCCACCAAGGACUUUUUGCCCGGCUACAAGCCCGUCGUCUCUGAGGAUCCCAUCCAGAAGCUCCUUCCCUUCCCCAACCUCGAGGUUAUUGACCACUGCGUCGGCAACCAGCCUGAUCAGGAGAUGGAAGAUGCCGCGACCUGGUACACCAACGUCCUGGCCUUCCACCGCUUCUGGAGUGUUGAUGACAAGCAAAUGCACACCGAGUACUCGGCCCUGCGCUCGGUCGUGGUGACUGAUUACGAUGAGGUCAUCAAGAUGCCCAUCAACGAGCCUGCCAAUGGCCUGCGCAAGUCGCAGAUCCAGGAGUACGUCGACUACUAUGGUGGUGCUGGUGUGCAGCACCUGGCUCUGCGUUGCGAUGACGUCAUCACCGCCGUUGAGGCUGCCCGUGCCCGCGGUCUCGACUUUUUGAACCCCCCGGAGACGUACUACACCAACCUGCUGGAGCAGCUCAAGAGCAGCAAGGUCGUCAUCAAGGAAGACUUUGAGCGUAUCCGCGCCAACAAGAUCCUGGUCGAUUACGAUGACAAUGGCUACCUGCUCCAGAUUUUCACCAAGCCCCUGCAGGAUCGCCCCACCGUCUUUAUUGAGUUCAUCCAGCGCAACAACCACCAGGGCUUUGGCGCCGGUAACUUCAAGGCUCUGUUCCAGGCCAUUGAGCAGGACCAGGCUGCCCGUGGCAACCUCUAAGUGGCCUCUUGCGCCAGCACUGGCCCCAGGACACGCCUUGAGUUAGAAACUUACCUGCCUCGCAGCCCUUUUGUGUCCCGCGGCUUCCCCCACCGUGUCAUGCUACCCAAUCUCAGCGCACAUAUGCUCGCUCCCAACACAUCCGCCCGACCCAUUGGCACCUUUUCUCGGAAGGUUAUGGUCGUCCAGUCGGAGAGCACUGCACUCUCACCGAACCAAACCAAUUGAAUUGAUCAUGGAAAUCC